Molecule: messenger RNA, 4993 nt
Organism: Varanus komodoensis (Komodo dragon)
Lineage: Eukaryota; Metazoa; Chordata; Lepidosauria; Squamata; Varanidae
Gene: AGPAT3
Product: 1-acylglycerol-3-phosphate O-acyltransferase 3
Exons: 9
Coding region: 290-1420 (376 amino acids)
Cellular component (GO): endomembrane system; endoplasmic reticulum
Molecular function (GO): 1-acylglycerol-3-phosphate O-acyltransferase activity
Source: RefSeq, a predicted model, not a curated record
CCCUUGCCGCCGCCUCGGAGCAGCAGUACUAGCCGCCGCAGUAGCAACGGAGGCGGCGGCCUUAGCUGCGGUAGCGGGUGUCGAAGCAAAGUGCUGCCGCUGCCGCUGCCGCUGCCGCUUGGAGCGGGGGGAGGCUGUGGCUGCAGGCGCGGAGCCUCGCAUCGGAGCUGGAGUACAAACCCAGGGCAGGCGGAGACCCAUCCGUACCGAAGGAGGCGGAGGCGGGGGUGGCUGCUGCAGGACAGUUAUUCUGAGUGAAGGACCCUGCAAGCGCUACUAAGUGGUUAUCAUGGGCUUCAUUGCAUUUCUGAAGACCCAGUUUAUAGUUCACCUCCUGAUUGGGUUUGUCUUUGUCGUGAGUGGGCUCAUCAUUAACUUCAUCCAGCUAUGCACGCUAAUCCUCUGGCCUAUAAACAAGCAGCUUUAUCGAAGAGUGAACUGUCGCCUUUCAUAUUCUUUGUGGAGCCAGUUAGUGAUGUUGCUGGAAUGGUGGUCUGGUACAGAAUGCACCUUAUUUUCAGAUGAGGCUACAGUCAGUAAGUUUGGAAAAGAACAUGUUAUCAUCAUCCUGAACCACAACUUUGAAAUUGAUUUUUUGUGUGGCUGGACUAUGACAGAGCGCUUUGGCGUGUUGGGGAGUUCAAAAGUUCUAGCUAAAAAAGAACUGUUAUAUGUGCCCUUGAUUGGCUGGACAUGGUACUUCCUGGAGAUUGUUUUCUGCAAAAGGAAAUGGGAGGAAGAUCGAGACACAGUCAUUAAAGGGCUAAAGCGACUGUCGGAUUAUCCAGAGUAUAUGUGGUUUCUCCUGUAUUGUGAAGGAACUCGUUUUACAGAGACCAAGCAUCGCAUCAGCAUGGAGGUGGCAGCUUCUAAGGGAUUACCUAAACUCAAAUAUCACCUGUUGCCCAGAACCAAAGGUUUCACUACUGCUGUCCAGUGUCUCAGGGGAACAGUUUCCGCAGUUUAUGAUGUGACAUUAAACUUCAGAGGAAACAAGAACCCAUCCCUACUAGGAAUCCUUUAUGGAAAGAAAUACGAAGCAGACAUGUGUGUCAGGAGGUUUCCUCUAGAAGAUAUCCCUUUAGAUGAAAAGGAAGCAGCAAAAUGGCUUCAUACACUUUACCAGGAAAAGGACGCUUUACAAGAGAAGUAUAAUCAAGAGGGUAUAUUUCCUGGGCAGCAAUUCAAACCUCCCAGAAGACCAUGGACUCUCCUCAACUUUCUCUUCUGGGCUACCAUUAUCCUGUCUCCUCUUUUCAAAUUUGGUUUUGGCAUUUUUGCAAGUGGAUCACCUCUUCUGAUUUUAGCAUUCCUGGGCUUUGUUGGAGCAGCUUCGUUUGGAGUUCGUAGACUGAUAGGAGUAACGGAAAUAGAAAAGGGCUCCAGCUAUGGCAACCAAGAGUUCAAGAAAAAGAAAUAGUUUUACAGAUGCAGUUCUGAACAUAUAACAAGACUAUGGUAUCAAAUUAACUUCACUGAAAGAAAGACACUUAGAAAACUUAUCUUUUUUUUCUUAUUAACUGAUAACUAAUAAUACUUGAGCCAAGACUGAAGAAAUUGGAAGAUUCAAGAGAAGAGAAAACAAUUGACUACUUUCCUGCCUAAGGAUCCCUGUAUUCAGUUUUGGGAGACAAAUAUGGGCUAAAAACAACCUUUUUCUUUUUGCUUUCUUGUGGGUGGGAGGGGCAGCUAAUGGGUAGAGCUAUAUGCAUCUUCAGAUACCUGGUUUGUCUUCAAGACUACAAACACUCGCUUAGCAAGAGAAGUUACUGAAUGUUUCCUCUUGCUAAAACUAAUUUAAUACUUUCUUAGCAACUUUUUUAAAAAGCUAAGGCAGCAUGCGUUGCAGCAAAACACCGUCUCCAAUUAAUUUAUAGUUUUUCUUGGGAAGGAAGCCACUUGAAAAAGCUACUUCAUCUUUGCAGAUAUUUAUUUUUAUUUUAUUAUCGAGUAUCUUCCAUAAGACAAUGGCAUUUUGAUGGCAGCAGUACCUUACUGAUAAGCACAUAUGUUCCACCUGAUAUUACCAUAGUGAACACAAUUCCAAGCCUUGUUUUUUCACCUCUUUCCCCUUAUGCUGUCCCUAUUAAAACUGGAACAUGCUUAGCUCGAUUUCCUAAAUAGGUGUUGUACUUAUUAUUGCUUUCUUUAAACAAAUGACCCUGACUGACCAGGGCUGGUCAGUCUCCUAAUCUCAUGAGUUUCUUCAAGGGGUACAAUCCUGCUCAGAAUCCCCUGCAUGGCUUCUUGUGAAAAACAGCAUAAAAUAGCACGGGAGCCUGGAAGAGAACUGGUUCUAUAAACUCUUUUCAAGGAGUAGAUCUGUGGGGGGGUUUGGUACAGUAUAAAGAAUAUUGUAUCCUCUAGGGCUUAACCUUAAGUACACUUACUUGAAAGUGUUUUCUUCUAAAGAUCAGAUGAUGUUUUUUCUGAUUAUGGAUGUGAUCUUGCAUUUCUUUAGACAAAAAGAAGUCUUACAAUUCCCAUGACUGGCUGGGGAAUGCUGGGAUUUGUAUAACAUUUUUCCUGUCUGAACAGAGCUAGGAUUGCACCAUAAAUGUGUCAGGGGUUAGGAUGUCAGCGGCCUACGUUAGCACAGUAGAUUGCCAUGUAAAGCAUUCACAGAAGUCAUGGACUGCUUUAGGGUUGUGUGAAGGUUGCUUAAGCCUUUGCACAAUCCACCUUUGCUGGGUUCGGAUGACAUGACAAGUCCCAAUUCCAGGAUGGCAUACAAGGACAUCACGGUUCAUCAUGACUUAAACAAGCUAUGACCAAACCCAGUCAAUCUGUUUUGGUGGGCUUUCUUUUUGUUUUAGUUUUUAACUAUUUCUGGCUCCAUAGCACACUGGUAGGACACAGUUUUCAGGGGAAGGCUGAAAGAUUGCCUUUCAGGCACCAAGAUUGCCUCUUCCUAGAAAGCCAUUUGCAUGAAGCAGCUUGCAAUUCAACCACAUGUAGAUUGACAUGGUGAGCCAAGCCAUCUCUACACAAUGACUUUUAGUGAGCAAAUGGUUAGUCAGGAGGAAGCGACUUCCCUGCAGAUGAUCUUUCUGUGCAGCUGUCCUUAAAAGAUUCUUCCAGAUUGAUAUUUGUAUAUGUUUAAAAGAGGGGAAGUUCUAAUUAUGUGGGAGUGGCAUUCACCUUUUUCCAGUGCUGGGACCAUAUUUUGCCAUCAGCUCUGCACUAAAAACAAAAAAUCCGUUCAAUGAUUUGCUUAAAAUAAAUAGAAUUCAAAGCAAAAUUAAGCCCUACUACUUCUUACGAUGUAAUAUCAACGCACAUGUUCUUAUUUGAAUAUUUUAACAGAUUGUAUUUAAUGUUUGUCUUUCUGUCUGUCUUUUUCUGUCUCGCAUAACCCAGGGUAAAUGUGUAAUAUUUUACUUUCAACAUGUAACUGUUGGCAAACUUUUUAUUCCCUACCCACAGAAGCUGAUUUUAACAAUUGUAUGAACACCUUUGUUUGCAAGUUACCUCUUUGAAACAUGGACAGUUCUUUGUGGGAACUGCUUAUUGUUGUUUUCUCAUGCACAUGCCUGUUUGCUUAGGGAUUGCUAAAUGCACAGUUUCUGAGGCAGCCUUAUGGGCCAUGGUCAAAUCAGCUGACAUACAAGUAUGAUGGGGAAUGGUAUGUAGAAGAAAUUUUCUGGUUCUGCUGCACCAGUUCUUGUUUCUGAAGAAACAAGCCAUUUUUAAAAUUGAAUGGUUACUUGUCUUUGGAAGGAAGCACUACUGUUGCAAAAGCUGAAAGGGUUCAAGUCCGAUGCAUGUUUAGACAGGAACAAAGGCCUACAGCUCCCAGCAUUCCACAGAGCUGUAGGACGUUUUUCUGUCUAUGUGUGCAUCGGGUUAUUUCUUAACUGCAUUAGUUUCUUUCCUUCGUGAAUAUACCAAUACUUUUGGUUGCAGCCCAUAGCAUUCAUGCAUUUUGCUAUAUCUUUCCCCUAGUGUAACGUUGCUUUGUCAAUCCCACAACAGACACAUUUGCCUCCUAAGACAGAUACAAUUCUACCCUGGCUGUAAGGGCAGACAACUGUUAUUACCUUCAUUGGAAGUUGAACAUGUGCUUCUUGCGAAGGGGACAGAAUCCAACCAUGACUGUCUUUUUUACUCAGUACAUAUUUUCUGUUUUUUUUAACAUUAGACAGCUGGACAGAGAACUUUUUCUCUGUUUUCUGACCAUAAGACUGGAACAAGCAGGAUUCUGUGUUUUUUUUUUUUUUUUAAGUACUUGGUAUAUACCUCUUGUUAGAAGGUUUUUCCCCUUUUUUCUUUUCUUCAACAGAUGCUGUAUAAGUGCUUUUUGAAGAAGAUGCUGAAUAUAUUAUAAUGGCACUUAAUAACAUAAGCAAAGUAGCAUAGCUCCCUGACUCUGGGUCACAGUUACCUGUCAGCAAGGAGUUCUGUAUUGGUAAAUAAAGCCAGAAAUGUUAAUAGAAUUAAGUGGGAGGGUGGGGAACUGUGGAGGAAGAGGCUGCAAGGAAGAAAAAGUGAGCAUAGAGAUAAUUUUUAAGUAGAUGCCCAUUUUCCACUUAGUGCAGAUAACUCCUGCUUGAAGGUAAUGGGAGUAGUGCAUGUACAUUAUGGGGAGAAGAAGCAGAUGUUUUUCUUCUGUUUUCAUAUCAUGACAUACUGAUCAUAUUUUGUUUUGAAACCAUAGUAAAGGAUACACAUUAAUUUGUUUGUAAUUCUAGAAAGACAUAUCAAUUUUGAAGUGUACAACAUUGCACAGUAUAGUAUAUUACAGCUCAUCUUUUUGGCUUGAACUUUGGUUUAUCUCUUGAAAUAGUUUUUUUAAUAUAAAUAUGCAGAGUGUGUAUGAAAGAAUAUUACUGGAAAUAGCAGUGUGUCUCAUAAAGAAUAUCAAGUGGUUUGGAUUCAAACAGUGAGCCUAGAUUUUAUACCUUACAUUAUUUUCUUCUGGUUUAAUAGAACAUAGCUUGUAUAUUUGACUACCAAGCCCUUUGAGAGCAAUAAUAAACAAAAUAUAUCAUGA